UUGAGAAUGAAUUUCACGAACUUGAAGAUAACUUAGAAAGAGGUAGGACUGAAACUUUUCCUACUGAACCUAUCCUUGGGUUAGAUUUGAAAGAGUUAGAUUAUACUCAAUAUCCUUUCUUAACCUCACCUAUAGAACUAUAUAUUAGGAUUAAAUUUUAUUUUUAG
Messenger RNA from Funneliformis geosporum, 167 nucleotides. Lineage: Eukaryota; Fungi; Glomeromycota; Glomeromycetes; Glomerales; Glomeraceae. The record is from the annotation of a GenBank genome assembly.